Molecule: messenger RNA, 1126 nt
Organism: Nematostella vectensis (starlet sea anemone)
Lineage: Eukaryota; Metazoa; Cnidaria; Anthozoa; Actiniaria; Edwardsiidae
Exons: 4
Coding region: 128-745 (205 amino acids)
Source: RefSeq, a predicted model, not a curated record
UCCACCACAAUAACACCUAUAGCAAUAGACUAGCAUGGAAGUAGAGCUCGUCCUCACAUCUAGAACCGGUGUUUAAUAUUAGAACCGGUUUUUUGAUACUCUUAUCGGCAGGGAUGAGGGGACUACUAUGCGCAUCGCGAAAUACGAAAAGGGAGUUGAAACUUUGAAGAAGUUCGAGAGUCAAGGCUGGUUCGGAGGAAGAAGGGAAUCCAGUCGGUCGAGUAGCAGUCGCUCAAGUAGUCGCUCCGUCAGUCGGUCCUCGUCCAGCCGCGGAUCAGGAGAAAGAAAGACUUCUUCAUCUUCGUAUACAUCUAAGAAAUCCCAAAGAGGUAAGACGAUUACUGUUGGGAAGCAGAAAAUCCACGUUGGAAAAACAGGAAUCAGGGAUCGGGAUGAGACUGGACACCGGACUGGUUUGGGUACCCUCGCAAAGGAGACCAUCAAGAACCCCAAGAAAACCACCAACGCCGUCAAGGAGUUUGCCAAAAGCUACGCGGACAUGCGCAAGAAAAACCUCAAGGGAGGCAACCUCGCCGCUCAUCGCGAGGCCAACAAAAAGGCCACUGAAAAGGCGAAUUCUAAGGUAGCAGGCGCGAUAAGCGCCAUCAGAGAACAGUACAAGAACUUCCGAGUGAAGAAGAACCCGGAUGGAAGCAUACAUCUUGGCGACACAAGGACGAAGAAAGAGAGAGACGCGACGAUGAAUGCGAACAAGAAAGGGCGGGAAGACGCCAAUAAAGGCUGAAUCAGUACCUCUCGGACAGCCGAUGCAAUAGAUUGCGACCUCGCUCUCAGGGUAUUUUUGGUGGUUUUUAAAUGACAGCUAGGCCACCGCCCUCCCAGUAUAUCUGAGGAUAUUAUCACAUCACUACAAAAAGACUAUUAAAUCACACAUCACUUUACCAUAAGGACCACGGGGCAAAAGUGCGCAAAUCACAGCGUCCCUAUGAUCAAGUGAACUAAGCCAAAAACCAAAGAGGCUUGUGUAAAAAUAUCCGAACGUUAUAAGAAGUCUUUAUAUUUUUUUUAGCAUUAGGGCAAACAGGGCGAGACUUGGAUUAGCCUGAAUUUAAAUUCGAAUAAGUUAAAAAAAAAAAGAGCCCUACUGGUGUUCAUCUUUUCCCUA